Punica granatum (pomegranate) is the source of this 2602-nucleotide messenger RNA. The record is from RefSeq and is a predicted model, not a curated record. NCBI's taxonomy places the organism in Eukaryota, Viridiplantae, Streptophyta, Magnoliopsida, Myrtales, Lythraceae.
UAGAAAUUAUCUUUCGGAGAGAUGGCCGAGUGGUUGAUGGCUCCGGUCUUGAAAACCGGUAUAGUUCGUAACAAAGAACUAUCGAGGGUUCGAAUCCCUCUCUCUCCUUUUCCUCGGUGAAGAUAUUUCUUUCUUUAUUGGAUUUGCCUGGCUUUUUAGUAUCAUAAAAGGAAAUGGCUUAUUAUCCCAGUUAGCCGAGCCAGAAAAAAAAAAACAGAAUAUAAAUGAAAAGAAAGGAAAAGGAACACUUUUUAAAGUAUGACCCGAUCAUACCAAUAUGUAUGGUAGUGGAAUCAAAUUGAUUCUUACUUCAAGCAUCGGACUCCUGUCUCAGUGUUGGGGGGUCAUGGAAAGAAGAGGUUCAAAAUCACGAUCAAUUCCUUUUUCAAAUCCUGCUGCAGCUGCACGAGCCCUUCCCGCGUGCCAUAAAUGACCUACGAAUAGGAAGAAUCCUAGAACAAAAUGAGAGGUAGCUAACCAACUUCUAGGAGAGACAUAAUUGACUGCAUUGAUUUCGGUAGCUACGCCACCCACAGAAUUUAAAGAACCUAAAGGAGCAUGAGUCAACUAUUCUGCGGAACGCCGUUCUUGCCAAGGCUGUAUGUCUUUUUUCAGCCUACUCAAGUCCAACCCAUUUUGACCCCUUAGAGAUUCUAACCAGGGAGCACGCAGAUCCCAAAAACGCAUAGUUUCCCCUCCAAAAAUGGUCGGAGGUUUAAAAUUAUAUAUAUAUAUACAGGAUUGGAUUUCCACUCAGUUGGAAGGAAGGUUAGAUCCCUUUGACAGGGUUGUAUUUUUGAUUGAAAUGGGAUGGUGUUCAAACUCCCGAAAUGCAGUCUAGACAGCGGGACCUCCCCUUUCUGACUGGACUGACUCGGGGAAAGGUCAAUCUCCUCCGGAGCAUGCUUCACAGCCACUCAUUCGUCCUGACCAAAUAGUAGAAUCUAUCUCUCAGCAAUUCUUUUCUCCGCUAAUCACCCCUUCCCAACCAACCAGCCCGCCCGAUCGAUUUUGGUUGAUCGGCUAAUUCAAAGGGCAACAUCUGGUCCGAAGUUGUCGGAACGAAUCGUUUGCUUUAUCGAACAAAGCUUUAUUAGGGGGUCUUGGUUGGCCCCCCUAUUUUCAACCAAACCAGCUGGCAUCGACCAGCUUUGCGAUACGGACGGACAACGAAGAAGAACGCAGGCAGCGGAAAUGCAAAAGAGAAGAGCAAAGAUUCCCGAUCCAGAGCAUGUUAUUGACUCAACCACAAAUCUCUUUUUUUAAGGUAGCUUGCUUACUCUCAGCCACUAGUUAGAAGGAAAUCCCUUGACUUCAUGCCCUUAUGCUCUUAUGCAGUAAAGAAAGCAAGUGAGGCGGGCUAAAAUUCCAUUCGAAGUAAGGUAACCGGAUUCGAUCUUGCACCAUCUUCAACUCUUCUCGGGAUCCGGAGUUUUUCGAGAAAAGGUCCCAUCCUUCAAUAUCAUGAUUGGGUCGACCAGGCCAGAUCAUGAGUGAAUAGAAAAUCGAAAACGUACAUAGCUGUUCCAGCUGAAAUACUUGGAAUAAUUCUACCACUUCUACUAGGAGUAGCCUUUUUAGUGCUAGCUGAACGUAAAGUAAUGGCUUUUGUGCAACGUCGAAAGGGCCCUGAUGUAGUGGGAUCAUUCGGAUUGUUACAACCUCUAGCAGAUGGUUCGAAAUUGAUUCUAAAAGAACCCAUUUCACCAAGUAGUGCUAAUUUCUCCCUUUUUAGAAUGGCUCCAGUGGCUACAUUUAUGUUAAGUCUGGUCGCUCGGGCCGUUGUACCUUUUGAUUAUGGUAUGGUAUUGUCAGAUCCGAACAUAGGGCUACUUUAUUUGUUUGCCAUAUCUUCGCUAGGUGUUUAUGGAAUUAUUACAGCAGGUCGGUCUAGUAAUUAGGGGGCGGCCGUUCGGUCGCCUAUGAUACUAGGACCAAUAGGUCAAAAAUGGGUUUGUGCCGGAGGUGUUGAACGAUCUACUCUACACAGGUGUGGGCAACCAGGGCUAGGGCUCAUAAACCCUUUCUUUCAUUUAUCAAUAGGGCCCUGGUCGGUCACUUUUCCGGGCCGGGAUCGAGUUGUGGAAGUUAUAAAAAAGAGAUCUUUCUCUGAGCACCUCAGAUCAAGAGGAAGGGUAGCUUGUCAAGCUGGCCUAUAUAUAUUGAAUAUCUAUCUUAAUAAUAUAUAUAGUGGAUUCGCUGUCUUUUAACCGGCUGUUCUUCUUUGUCAACGCUACUAAGGCGACCGGUUAGGGAGCGCCUACAACACUUAUGAAAGAGUUUGAGAAUGGGUUAUUAAAAAAGGAAAAGGCCCUACUUAGUUUCGCAAGCCUUUGUCAUUGUCAGUCAACUAAGUAGGGCCUGAGGCCCCCUGCGAAUCCGUAAAUCUGAAGAGCAUGCCGCAACAAAAGGAUGGUCCCCUAUGCAUUUCAUUCUUUCCGGAAGGGAAAGAAAAGUACCCCCCAUCAUGGUGAACCUCUCCUUGUGAUCGGGAUGAGGUAGAUGCCUCCCAGCCGGGGGGCGGAUCGAAUCGGAGUUUCCUUAGGUAGCCACCGACCUACAGUUAUCCUUAAACUUCCGUGCUUGGUGGAGAAGAAGCGAA